AUGGCCGCAGCCUACCUCCUUGCCCAGCUCGUACUUGGCGGUGAAGUGGCGGUCGUAGCCGAAGCUUUUGUCAAGCUCCCGCUCCACCUGACCGGCGCCGCCGGAGCCUCCGGCCCCGUGCUCCGGGAUCGGGACCUCGACGGGCGGCCUGGGCACCUACGACGCGGAGGCCGGCGAGCGACGGCCGAGCCGGCGAGCGAGGGACUCCUUGAUGUGCUUGGCCGGGGACGGCGGCGGGAAUGGGCGGCGGAAGAACUGACACAGCGUGGACGCCGAGGUCGCCGGCGUCAGCGCGAUGCUGCCGGGGAGCCUGAAGGGCUCCUGGCCCAGGGGCUGCCGGCCGCCGCAGACCAUGCCGACGUCGCCCCGACCCUGCCCCCACGCAGAGUCCCCGCGGGAGACGGCCGCGCGCUCCGCCUCCCUCCUCUUCCGCCUCCCCCACCCCUCCUGAUGCCGCAUCCUCCGACCCGACCCUGA
Molecule: messenger RNA, 477 nt
Organism: Miscanthus lutarioriparius
Lineage: Eukaryota; Viridiplantae; Streptophyta; Magnoliopsida; Poales; Poaceae
Source: the annotation of a GenBank genome assembly